Messenger RNA from Cyprinus carpio (common carp), 4872 nucleotides. Its product is annotated as cadherin-12-like. NCBI's taxonomy places the organism in Eukaryota, Metazoa, Chordata, Actinopteri, Cypriniformes, Cyprinidae. The record is from RefSeq and is a predicted model, not a curated record. Gene Ontology annotation, cellular component: catenin complex; plasma membrane; adherens junction. Gene Ontology annotation, biological process: cell morphogenesis; multicellular organism development; cell-cell junction assembly. Gene Ontology annotation, molecular function: cadherin binding; calcium ion binding.
UUUAAAAACUCAUUAAAAUAUCUGUUUCUUGGCUAUACAACUGAAUUACGGUUUUUAUUUAUUUUUUUCCAGUUGCAGGUGAUGAAUCUACUACCCGGUUGACCUGAGUCAUUUCUCCAGCGAGGGGAGUGGUACAGCACCAGACCCCUGACCUCUCCUCAAUCCCCACUGGCUUCACGCUCCAGCUCGUGAGCCUCGGAGCCCUGGAUCUCUUGUCUCUCACCUCCCCUUUUUCCUCUGGACCUUGACGUGGGAACAGUGCCGUAACAGACCGCCCAAUGCUGAGGAGGAACUGCCUGCUGCUGUUCCUGUGCUUCCUCUUUGAGCAGAGCUCCUGCGCUCCCUUCCAAAGCAGGCCAGGGCAAGAGUGGCCCCACAGCCAGACGGGGCCAUCGGCGGCAGGAAGGAAUGGAGGUUCCAGAGGAUUCCAGAGGGUCAAGAGGGGCUGGGUAUGGAACCAGUUCUUUGUGCUUGAGGAGUACAUGGGCUCGGACCCACAGUAUGUUGGAAAGUUGCACACUGACUUGGAUAAAGGGGAAAGCGCAGUGAAAUACACUCUCUCAGGCGAUGGUGCUGGAACCAUCUUCACCAUCGACCAGAUCACCGGGGACAUACAUGCUUUACGCAGUCUGGAUCGCGAGGAGAAGCCUUACUACACGCUACGAGCUCAAGCGGUGGAUGUCGAGACCAACCGACCGCUGGAACCAGAGUCAGAGUUUGUCAUCAAGGUGCAGGACAUCAACGACAAUGAGCCAAAGUUCCUGGAAGGGCCCUACACAGCUAGUGUACCUGAGAUGUCACCUGUAGGUACAUACGUGAUGAAGGUGACGGCGACAGAUGCAGACGACCCUACAUACGGCAACAGUGCCAGAGUGGUGUACAGCAUACUACACGGCCAGCCAUACUUCUCCGUGGAUCCCAAAACAGGAGUCAUCAGGACAGCUCUACCCAACAUGGACCGGGAGGUGAAGGAGCUGUAUCAGGUCCUCAUCCAGGCCAAAGACAUGGGUGGACAGUUAGGGGGUCUGGCAGGGACCACCACUAUCAACAUCACCCUGAGUGACGUCAAUGACAACCCACCCAGGUUCUCCAAAAGCAUCUUUCAUCUGCGUGUACCAGAGUCAUCAGCAGUUGGGUCAGCAGUUGGCCGAAUCAAAGCUCAUGAUCUGGACAUUGGAAAGAACGCAGAGGUGGAAUACAACAUCGUCCCUGGAGAUGGAGGAGCCAUGUUUGAUAUCACCACCAACGAGCACAAUCAGGAGGGAAUCAUCAUGCUCAAAAAGCCAUUGGACUAUGAGACCAAAAAAGCAUACACAUUUAAAGUGGAGGCCUCCAAUGCACACCUGGAUCCCCGGUUCCACAAUUUUGGCCCGUUCAAAGACACAGCGACAGUGAAGAUAAACGUCCUUGAUGUGGAUGAGCCUCCGGUCUUCAGCAAACCCUCCUACGCGAUGGAUGUUUAUGAGGACACGCCACAGGGCACCAUCAUAGGAGCUGUGACAGCACAGGAUCUCGACGCAGGAAACAGUCCAGUCAGGUAUUCCAUCGACUGGAAGAGUGACCUGGACAGCUUCUUCGACAUCGAUCCUGUCAGAGGAACCAUCUCCACCAAUGAGCUUCUGGACAGGGAGAGUAUAGCCCAGCACAACAUUUCAGUUGUGGCCACUAAAGUUAAUAACCCAGUGCUGACCAGCAGAGUGGCCGUCACAGUUCAUGUGCUGGACAUUAAUGAGUUUCCACCAGAGCUGGCCAUGCCUUACGAGACUUUCGUGUGUGAGAGCGCCAAAGUCGGGCAGGUGAUUCAGGUCAUCAGUGCAAGAGACCAGGAUCUUCCUCAAGCCGGGCAGUUUUCCUUCAAAUCUCCUCAAGAGGGAGUGAAGACCAAAAACUUCACCAUCAGAGACUUUGGAAGUGACACUUCUUGAGUUGUGACCUUGCGUGGCGGCUUCAAACGGCGCUCUCAGGAGAUCUACCACCUUCCUGUGGUGAUUGAAGACGGUGGCCUCCAGAUGUUGAGCAGCACUGGCACCCUCACCAUCCGCGUGUGCGGCUGUGACACCGAUGGAUCUUUACUAACGUGCAGCGCUGAAGCCAUUUUCCUCCCUGUGGGCCUCAGUACCGGAGCCCUGAUCGCUAUUCUGGUGUGCAUCGUCAUACUGCUGGUGAUCAUGGUUCUCUAUGUUGGGGUUAGGCGGCAGAAGAAGAAAGAGACUCUCAUGACUUCCAAAGAGGACAUCCGUGACAACGUCAUCCAUUACGACGAUGAAGGAGGAGGUGAAGAGGACACGCACGCCUUCGACAUGGGCACCCUUCGCAACCCCAAAGUCAUUAAGGAAAACUUGUUUCGCCGAGACGUUAAGCCAGAGUUGGGUUUGUGUCCACGGCGGCCAAUAGCCUCGCAGAACAGUGCUGACAUCAGCAACUUCAUCAGUCAGCGACUGCAAGAACAUGACGGUGACACUUCCGCCCCGCCGUACGACUCGCUGGCCACGUACGCCUACGAGGGCGAAGGCUCGGUGGCCGACAGUUUAAGCUCUAUAGAGUCUCUAAAGGGUGAAAUGGAGGAGGACUACGAUUACCUCAACGAGUGGGGGCCUCGCUUCAAAACCCUCGCAGGAAUAUUCGCAGAACGAUCAGAGAGCCAAUCAGAUGUAACAUCCAGCACCACCACUGAAAACAAAUACUGAUGGGUUUGUUUUGUUUUUUUUUCGUUUCAGUUUUUCUUACACUGGGUUUGAAACAAACAUAGUUGUUUAUUUAAAGUUUAUUUUCUUUUACCAGAUUUCGUUACAUUACUUUGUAGUUGUUCUUUUUCAACUCUUUCUCAAAACAAGAGAGGAUAAAGGAAGCCAGAAUAAAAUGCAGCCUUUGGAUUAUCUGUAAGUGAAUGUUGGAGGUUUGUGUUCAUAUUUAUUCAGCUUUGCUUUUCACGAAAAAAAAAAAGAACCACAUAAAAGAUGCAAAAUUUUUCUGACAUCCUUAAAAAGUGCCUCAAUGGAGUUGGUUUGUUAUUCUUCUUUUCAUGGUUUAGCUUUGUUUCGUCACCCUUCUUAAGGAUGAAUGGCGUCGCUAACCGAAGUUGACCGCAACCUGGAUUUCGAGCUUCGGUGGAAAGAUUUUUAAGGAGGAAAUGUCUACAUGGGCCUCGUUUGGCCAAAGAUAUUUUUGAAUGUUAUUUAUGAUUCUAUUUAUUUAUUUGUGAGGCUGUUGAGAUGGGUUGUAACGUUUUGUUAUGUAUUUAUCUAUUUAUCAUGAUUUCAAAUCGAAUAUAAAUUUCUUAUUUUUUUGAAGACACAAGGAUUUUCAUAAUUAUUUGCUCCUCAUGAGGACAUGGACGUUGUAGUCCCAAGAGGAACUUGUAUAGACUUGUACUUGUUGUAAAACAAAAAACAAAACAAAACAAACAAAAAAAUUAGGGCUAAACAUGAGCUAUUACAGUUGAGUCCUGUAAUAAACACAGUUUUCUUAAAUAAACACCACUUGGAAAAAAAAAAAGAAAAAAAAAUCACUGCUUGAAUAUGUUCCAGGUUUUUGUACAUUCUUAAAGUUCCGUGUAGAACCAACAUUCAUGGAAUCUUUCCAUCGCACAAAAUGUUCUUUUAUAGUGGAAAAAGGUUAUUUGAAUUAUUCAAAUGUUUUUCACAGUAUGAAAAAAAAGGUUCUUUUAAGAACUGUUCAGUGAAAGGUUCCUUGAGGAACCCAUCACUGCAAAAAACCUUUUGGAACCUUUAUUUUUAACAGUAUAGAAACCAGAUCUAAUUUAGGCCUUCCCCCAAAGUCUCAAUAUCCCAAUGUUCAACUAUAGGUCUGAUUGGGUUUGUGAUAUGCUGAUAUAACAGUCAGAGGACCAGUGAGGCUGCUGAAAAUGAGAUGGGUUAUCAAAUAUACUCUUUGAUCUUAUCUUCGGUGUCUGCUGAGUGGGAAGGAGAUUUCUUGAAUCACUGCCAAUCAAUGAAAGGAGGGUGAGUAUAAAAGGCACACACAUGCACAUUAUAUUAUUAUGUUAACAUAAGCACGGUUUAUAUAUAUAUCAUAUAUAGAUCAUUUGGUGUUUUUAUCCACCCUUCGGGGCACUUUUUAUUUAUUUAUUUAUUUAUUUGCCAGAGUUAAUGAACAUGUGCUCAUAAUGUAGCAUUCAAUCCAUCAUUCACGGGACAUGAUCUCAGACUGCUGUGAAACCUUUUGUGUCCAAAUCAAACAUCGACUUGCUGGCAAGUCAAUCAUGAACCUCUGUACCUGUUGCUUUUGUAUUACUUUAUCUGGGGCACUCUAUGAAUAUGCAUGAAAUGACUCUGUCAUUACUAAUUUGCUUAAUGACUCUCUCUAUGGGGAAGUCAGACAUUGUAAAAAUCUGCUGAUUUUUACAUUGAGCUCCAGAGCUCAUUAGACGGCAGGAAGCUACCACCACUGAAAACACUUUGGAUGUUGUGAACAGAUAACGCACAGUAAGUUUAUGUACAAUAAAAGACAAAGGAUUUUUUGGAUUUACAUUUAAUCAUUUAGCAGGCACUUUUAUCUAAAAUGAUUUACAAAUGAGGGAACUACCAUUAAUUUCAGUUUCAGCAGCAUAAUGUCACAUACUGUACACAGGCUAAUAUUUGAAAGCAGGUGAGUUUAAAAGAUAAAAAAUACAGUUGUAACUAACAACUUCAAGUUUAUUAGCCAUAUAUUAUCAACAGUAGUAGAAAUGUUUAUGUGUCUCUUGUUGUUAAGUGUUUUUCAAGGUUGCAAGAAAGGGCAUCCAAGUGCAUCAGUAUCACAAAUUACAGUAUGAUACUGACAUUAUAUUUACACAUUGUCUGGAAUCAUCCAUUCAGAAAAAAAGAAAACAAGAAAACUCCACAGCUCAGUAUUGAAGGUUGGCACCAAGAC